Molecule: messenger RNA, 537 nt
Organism: Anopheles darlingi
Lineage: Eukaryota; Metazoa; Arthropoda; Insecta; Diptera; Culicidae
Exons: 2
Coding region: 102-491 (129 amino acids)
Source: RefSeq, a predicted model, not a curated record
GGGUAUAUAAAAGCCACCAAGAGUGACCUACGGCCGGACAUUUCGUUCCCACCGAUCGCAGCAGCAGCAGCAGCAGCAGCAUCACCAUCCAAAGCAUCAACAUGAACGCGAUUGUUACCGUGCUGCUCCUGUUCGUCGCGGCCGGUUGCUGUCGUUCGAUCGAACCGUUCAAGGGCACGCGCACCUACAACCUUGCGACGGAUGCUGAUCGGUACGAUCGGUACGAGCGCGUGCUGAUCGGUCUCCGCUCUUCCGAGGGUCUCAAACUCGAUCCGGCGGUCCUGCGCGACGUCCGGGAGGUGCUGCUGCGUGAGGAAAACGAAGCGAAAGCUCCAACGGACCCCAACACGGUUGCCAUCCAUCUCGGUAAACCGAUGCAAUCGCGUCACAUCGCGGAGCUGUUGUACCGGCAGCGACCACCUUCGGCCGGUGCAACCAAACCAGCGCCAGCCCGGACACUACUACACCGGGGUCAGCAUCGUGUACGAUAAACAACGGGCCCAGGGCCGGCGGAAAAUGCAACGAAAAAUCGCAACA